AUGGACAACAGCGAAGAGCGUGGCAAGGUUGCCGUCCAGAGGCCGACUGGCGAUGAUUUGAAGAGGGACUUCAAGGGCCGCCAGGUAGCGAUGUUUGCAAUUGCUUGCUCAAUGGGAACCGGUCUUACAAUCUCCUCUGGGACAGCAUUGACUCGUGGUGGUCCGGCCAGUCUGUUGAUUUCCUACCUUCUCAUCGGUUUUGCAGUCUUCUUCAUCAUGACUGCCCUGGGAGAGAUGGCAGCCUAUAUUCCCAUGAAGAAGGGGUUCUCUGGAUAUGCGAGUAGAUACGCACAUCCAGCUUUGGGUUAUGCCAUUGCGAUACCCACAAACCUGACGGCGGCAGGAUUGAUCGUACACUACUGGAGACCAGACCUCAACGUAGGUAUCUGGAUCACAGUGUUUGGUGCAAUGGUCAUUCUACCCAAUGUUUGUCCAGCCCUGAAGCGGCGUAUCUGCCAUGGCAACUACUCACAAUACCAGGUCACCCAUAUCAACAAUUUUGGCGAAUCUGAGUUCAUCCUCAGCUGCAUCAAGCUCAUUGUUAUUACGACCCUCAUCCUAUGCUGUUUCAUAAUCUCCGCUGGCGGCUCUCCUUCUGGAGAAAAAAUCGGCUUCAAGUACUGGCACAGCCCCGGCGCAUAUGGGCAGUAUCUCCUCGGCGGCCGCAAAGGCUACCUACUCGGCUGGUGGGCGUGUAUGAUCCAAGCCUGCUUUGCAUACACAGGAACCGAAGUCGUCGGAGUGACAUUCGGCGAGGCAAGUAACCCGCGCAAGACCAUCCCCAUGGCCAUAAGGCAGACCUUCUGGCGGAUCCUCAGCUUCUACGUUAUUGGUGUGUGGGCUCUCACCAUGGCAGUUCCCUAUACCAGUUCAGAGCUCGUAGAUGCAACCUCAAAGUCUACUUCCGCUGCAGCUUCACCCUUUGUCGUCGCGAUAUCACUCGCGGGAAUCAAGGUCCUCCCCGAUAUCGUCAAUGCUGGCUUACUCGUUUUCGUCGUCAGUUCGGCCGCUUCAGAUAUUUACUGUUCGUCCCGCUCGCUCUAUGGUCUAGCCAAAGACGGACAGGCGCCGAAGCUUUUGGCAAAAACAUUGAAAAAUGGCGUUCCAGCAUGGAGUGUGUGUUUUGCUGCGCUUUUCUGUGUUCUGGGGUACAUGAACGCCGCUAAAUCUGCAUCAACGAUCUUUGAAUACUUCGUCAGCCUGGCGACGAUCUUUGCGCUGCUUAACUGGCUCAGUAUCCUGCUUUCGUAUCUCAACUUCAGACGUGGUAUAAAGAGACAGGAAAUCAGCUUGAAAGAGAGGUCUUAUUGCGCUGUCCUGCAGCCUUAUGGAGCUUACUACUCAAUGUUCAUUACUGUUCUCUGUAUCGUCUUCUCUGGUUAUGACGCAUUCAUCCCACAAUUCAAAGCAGACCAGUUUGUGCUUCGGUAUGUCGGGAUCGUCGUCUACGUGGGCAACUUCCUCUUCUGGCGGUUCUAUAAGGGAGCCCGGUACGUGAGGCCCUGCCAGAUGGAUCUGACGACGGGAUUCUAUGAUUCUGUCCUUGAAGGUUCUUCAGACCAGAUUAAUGUUGAAGUCCCUGAGAAGGGCGAGGUUGAGGUUCGGGCUAGUGAGGUAGAGAUUACGACAAUUGGGGAGGAUGGGAAAGUCGCUGGGCGAUGA
Messenger RNA from Aspergillus nidulans FGSC A4, 1662 nucleotides. RefSeq lists its product as uncharacterized. Lineage: Eukaryota; Fungi; Ascomycota; Eurotiomycetes; Eurotiales; Aspergillaceae. Gene Ontology annotation, cellular component: membrane. The coding region runs from base 1 to 1662 and encodes 553 amino acids. Gene Ontology annotation, biological process: amino acid transport; transmembrane transport. The transcript has 3 exons. The record is from RefSeq and is a predicted model, not a curated record.